Molecule: messenger RNA, 8068 nt
Organism: Bubalus bubalis (water buffalo)
Lineage: Eukaryota; Metazoa; Chordata; Mammalia; Artiodactyla; Bovidae
Gene: MIB1
Product: MIB E3 ubiquitin protein ligase 1
Exons: 20
Coding region: 21-2792 (923 amino acids)
Biological process (GO): protein ubiquitination
Cellular component (GO): cytoplasm
Molecular function (GO): ubiquitin-protein transferase activity; protein binding; zinc ion binding
Source: RefSeq, a predicted model, not a curated record
GCAUCAAGCAUGAUGGAACCAUGUGUGAUACCUGCCGCCAGCAGCCGAUCAUUGGCAUUCGGUGGAAGUGUGCGGAGUGUACAAAUUACGACUUGUGCACCGUUUGUUAUCAUGGAGAUAAACAUCAUUUAAGGCAUCGCUUUUAUAGAAUUACCACACCAGGGAGUGAGCGGGUUCUGUUAGAGUCUCGUAGAAAAUCGAAGAAGAUCACGGCCCGAGGGAUCUUUGCAGGUGCCAGAGUGGUACGAGGAGUGGACUGGCAGUGGGAAGAUCAGGACGGAGGGAAUGGACGCAGGGGAAAGGUAACAGAGAUCCAAGACUGGAGUGCAUCAAGCCCGCAUAGCGCAGCCUACGUUCUCUGGGAUAAUGGUGCUAAGAACCUGUACAGAGUUGGCUUUGAGGGCAUGUCUGAUCUGAAGUGUGUCCAGGAUGCCAAAGGAGGUUCUUUCUACAGAGAUCAUUGUCCUGUGCUAGGUGAGCAGAAUGGCAACAGGAAUCCUGGUGGACUGCAGAUUGGUGACCUGGUCAACAUAGAUCUUGACCUUGAAAUUGUACAGUCUUUGCAGCACGGUCAUGGCGGAUGGACUGAUGGCAUGUUUGAGACCUUGACUACAACUGGAACAGUUUGUGGCAUUGAUGAAGAUCAUGACAUUGUAGUACAGUAUCCAAGCGGCAAUAGGUGGACCUUUAACCCUGCUGUUCUCACUAAAGCAAACAUUGUCCGAAGUGGGGAUGCUGCGCAGGGUGCAGAGGGAGGCACCUCUCAGUUUCAAGUGGGUGAUCUUGUGCAAGUUUGUUAUGAUCUGGAGAGAAUUAAACUUCUACAGAGAGGACAUGGAGAAUGGGCAGAAGCUAUGCUCCCAACUUUAGGUAAAGUUGGCCGAGUACAGCAGAUUUAUUCAGACAGUGAUUUAAAGGUGGAAGUAUGUGGAACAUCUUGGACAUAUAAUCCAGCGGCAGUUUCCAAGGUGGCGUCCGCGGGAUCAGCCAUUAGCAACGCGUCUGGUGAAAGACUCUCCCAACUCUUGAAGAAAUUAUUUGAAACCCAAGAAUCUGGUGACCUCAAUGAAGAAUUAGUUAAGGCUGCUGCCAAUGGAGAUGUUGCUAAAGUGGAAGAUUUGCUAAAAAGACCAGAUGUGGAUGUGAACGGACAGUGUGCUGGUCACACAGCUAUGCAAGCUGCUAGUCAGAAUGGACAUGUUGACAUUUUGAAGUUACUUUUGAAGCAAAAUGUGGAUGUAGAAGCAGAGGAUAAAGAUGGCGAUAGAGCAGUUCACCAUGCUGCUUUUGGAGAUGAAGGAGCUGUUAUAGAAGUGCUGCACCGGGGCAGUGCUGAUCUGAAUGCUAGAAACAAGCGCAGGCAGACACCGCUUCAUAUUGCUGUCAAUAAAGGUCACCUUCAGGUGGUGAAGACGUUACUGGACUUUGGCUGUCAUCCCAGUCUUCAGGAUUCUGAAGGCGAUACUCCUCUUCAUGAUGCAAUAAGUAAGAAACGUGAUGACAUCCUGGCAGUUCUUCUAGAAGCUGGAGCAGAUGUUACCAUUACGAACAACAAUGGGUUUAAUGCUCUACACCAUGCUGCACUGAGAGGAAACCCCAGCGCAAUGCGUGUUUUACUGUCUAAAUUACCAAGACCGUGGAUUGUGGAUGAGAAGAAAGAUGAUGGUUAUACUGCCUUGCAUCUGGCUGCCCUUAAUAAUCAUGUAGAAGUGGCUGAACUGUUGGUGCAUCAGGGAAACGCAAACCUGGACAUCCAGAACGUGAACCAGCAGACGGCCCUCCACCUGGCGGUGGAGCGGCAGCACACCCAGAUUGUGAGGCUUUUGGUCCGUGCAGGUGCCAAGUUAGAUAUUCAGGAUAAGGAUGGGGACACUCCUCUGCACGAAGCCCUGCGGCAUCACACUCUGUCUCAGCUGCGUCAGCUUCAAGAUAUGCAGGAUGUGGGGAAGGUUGAUGCUGCCUGGGAGCCAUCCAAAAACACGUUAAUAAUGGGACUUGGUACCCAGGGGGCUGAGAAGAAGAGUGCUGCAUCUAUUGCCUGUUUCUUGGCUGCUAACGGUGCUGACCUUAGCAUCCGAAAUAAGAAGGGUCAGUCGCCACUUGAUCUCUGUCCUGAUCCAAGUCUCUGCAAAGCCUUGGCAAAGUGUCAUAAAGAAAAAGUCAGUGGUCAGGUGGGCUCCCGAAGUCCUUCUAUGAUCAGUAAUGACUCUGAAACCUUAGAAGAGUGUAUGGUGUGCUCCGAUAUGAAGAGAGACACUCUGUUUGGCCCGUGUGGGCAUAUUGCUACCUGUUCUCUGUGUUCGCCACGAGUCAAGAAAUGCCUCCUCUGUAAAGAGCAAGUUCAGUCCAGGACCAAGAUUGAAGAAUGCGUGGUAUGCUCUGACAAGAAAGCAGCUGUUCUUUUUCAGCCGUGUGGACACAUGUGUGCUUGUGAGAACUGUGCCAGCCUGAUGAAGAAGUGUGUGCAGUGUCGGGCAGUAGUUGAGCGAAGAGUGCCCUUCAUCAUGUGCUGUGGAGGGAAAAGUGCAGAGGACGCCACGGAUGAUAUCUCCAGUGGGAAUAUUCCGGUGCUGCAGAAGGACAAGGAUAAUACCAAUGUCAAUGCGGAUGUGCAAAAGCUGCAGCAGCAGCUGCAGGACAUCAAAGAGCAGACAAUGUGCCCUGUGUGUUUGGAUCGUCUGAAGAACAUGAUCUUCCUUUGUGGCCAUGGGACGUGCCAGCUCUGCGGAGACCGGAUGAGUGAAUGUCCCAUCUGUCGAAAAGCUAUCGAACGGAGGAUUCUUUUGUAUUAACUAAGAAACCCCCUGUGUUCUGUUAGCGAAAAUAUUUUGGCUGUGAGAUCUUAGUGAGCUUUUUAAGCUAGUUGGAGGUUCUAAUGAAUUAAUUUUUAAUUUCAUAGUGUCUUUGCUAGAGUGUAAUUAGACUCUAAACAUACCAGAACAACGACAACAACAACAACAAAAACUCUACAAAACAGUGUUUGAAGCUGUGUAUUUUUUGUUUUCCUUUCAAUUGAAACAUCAAAUCCAUGUAAUUCAUAUAUAAUUUGCCUUCUGCAUCUAAGGGAGAAAGUCCUUUAAGCAUCUCCUGUUAUUUUUUGUUUUCAUUGCAUUUUCUCUCAUAGUUUAUAAAUGUUAGACCUCAAAAGAUAUACUUCCUUAUGGUCAGCUGUCUUUCAGUUUAUCAUGAUUUGUACAGUGAGUUGACACAGGUACCCAGAAAGGUCAUGUAUCAUAUGAAAGGUGCAAGUCAAACCAUUAUGCUUCAUAUAUUACAUGAUAAAAUUAUAGUACAAGUUCUGCAUGAUUAAAGGAAUACUGAAGUGAGGAUUCUCCUUAUAAGGUAACAUAAAGUUAUCCAAAUGAUUGUCUCUAAAUUCUCAGAGAAAAUGGAGAUAUAGAAUGAGAGAAUAGUGACUUUGCAUUUAACUUAUUUUCUGGAUCAAAGGAAAAUUGUUUCGCUUGUUUCAAAAUGACUGAGACAUGAAAAGUAAAACUAAGCAAUCACAGUGGGUAACUGAAGGCAGGGCGGGUGGGGGCAUCCAAUAAAAGAGUGCCUAUUAACUGUUAGAGUUGCCCUUCUUACAUCAAUUUGUACACUGUUUGUUCAGCCAGCUUGUAAAAAACUGUGAAAAAUGGGCCUCAGUUUCCCCUGUGGUUCCUUACUCAGGCUUGAUCUGACCAGUGAAAUGGUGUUGCCCUGUUUGGGCCCCCGGGGUUCAGUUUACCUUUCCCGAUGCGCCGAGUAGCAGGAAUCCGGGAAGGGAAAAGCACUGUCCUCAGUAAGGCGCUGGCCCUCUCUCCUCGGCGUCAGUUCUGCCACCGUCACUGUCGCUGUCCUCCUCAGAGGCCUCCUUCCAUCAUCUUCUAGAUAGUAGAGCUGACUAUAAAGAAAACAGUCUCUCAUCAUACCUAACAAUGGGGAUAUUACUUAACCUGUCAGCAAUAUCCAAGACCUUGUAAAUAACUUAAUUUAGAAAGAGUGACUAGGAUAUUUACAGAAAUAUGUCUGAUUAUCGGUGUUUUUGUUUUGUUUUACUCUGGAGCAUCUAAUUAUUUUUUUCUCUUUCAACAUCUGGAAUGAAUAUACACAUAAGUAAGUGUUUUGGGGUUCAUUGCUGCUAGAUUAUACAAAUAUCACCUGUUUACAGUAGUAUCUACUAUAUGUGUAUAAGUUGACUCCUAAGGAUAAGUAUCUUUUUUGUGGGUUUUUUCCCCUUUGACUCUGGUUCUUAUUUCAUUUCUCCUGCUGCAACAAUUAAAUUGGAAAGUACAAGGUCUCUAGCCCUCAUAAUACCAUGUUUCUGGCUCAUUAAUGCCUGCUGCCUCUGCAAGCCCUGGCGAGAGCAAUGGUGCACUUUGCUGCCUUUCUAGUCUCGGUAAUUCCGUAUCUGCGUUUAGUGGCGUGACUUACCAUUUAGAACAGUAAAAGUUUUUAUAAAUUUUAAAUUUGAAAAUUUAUAUUGACUGUACUCAGUUACCUAAUAACAGGCUACUGAGGCUGUUGUUGAAGCCAUAUUUUGAAGUUAUAAAAACAUAGAAUGUCUGUCCAGUGAUGUUCACAUAGAGAGACAAGACUAUUUUCUUUCAGAUCUGUAAACAGUGUAAGUCAGGGUUUUCCUCCACGUGCUGCCCAUCUCUUUUCCACAAGGCCGACUAUAAGGAGGGAGCACCUGGCUGACUCGUGCUUAGCUUGACCAACCAGAGAAUUGUACAGUCCGGAGCUUUACUUCACUUAAAUUCUUGUUUUAGGUCUUCUGAGCGACAGUGCUCAAGCUUACAUCCCUAAAAGGCAGCUUCACCUUCCAGACUAGCUUAUUUCCUCCAUAUUAAAAAUACAAUAACCUGUGAACUAUUAUAAAAGUCACAAAGUCACUGUAACUGUAGUGUUGUACACUUGUGGAUUUUCUCCAUUUGUACCACUUUGAAAUUUGUCUAGUGAAAAGAAAAUGUUUUUUCAUUCGUGUUUUUAAGCACCUGAAAAAUAAUUUUAAAUUUAUUUUUGGUUUGUGAGAGAGAAUAAGUUUAAGAGCAUCAUUAUUUAAGUGACUUUCCUUUAAUUCUAUGAAACGGCUACCUCUUAUCAUAAGUCUCAGCAGUACUCCCAGUUAGGAUGUGUCCUUGUCAUGAUCAUCUUUUUAUCUUGUGCCUCGAAGGAGCUUUUGCUUUUCCUAGAAUCGUUAGGAAAGAAAAAAAAAAAAACAAAAAAAACACCAAAACUGUCAUGCAUUCACUCAGAAACGUAUUUAUUGGGCUUCAGGAGCAAGAUACACAACACUGAAAAAAUUGUCAGUUUCUAAGCACAUACAGAAUUUAUCAUGCAGCCAUUGUGUAUUUGAAGUAUUCUUUUCAAAAAGAAGGGAUCUAAAGAUACUGAUAGCAUUUCUUCCUAAUGCUUUGGAAGAGCUGUCAUUAGGGUUCCCUCUCUGUACCCUCUCACCUCUACCAUAGUUUUUCUUUUAUUCUAAUAUUGUCAGCUUUGUGACCCAAAACAUACACACAACUUAACCAGAUGGUGCUAUUCUAAUAGUUUUUCUUCCCAUAAUUUAACAUUGCUGUUUAAACUAUAAACAUAUUUCAUUUUGUUGGGAGCAAGGAAGUUUUUCAAGAGAAGGUCAUUUUGUAUUAGUAUUGGAAUAUUAUAUUACAUAAGUGUUUUAGUUUAGCUGGCCAAAUUAUGCUUGAUUGUAUGUAAAUUUAAACAUUGCAGAUUGACCAUCUAGCUACUGAGGCAUAAAAUUAAUUGAUAAUGUUGAAAAUAAUUUUCUUAAAUUUAUGUCUUUGAUGGCUUUAGCCUGUAAGAGCAUUUAGGAAAUUGCAAUGCAUGCUGCUUAAGAUGUGUCCAAUUCAAAUUUCAAAGCUUGCUAGGUCAUUUUUACGUGGCAGAAAUAGCUGGUCUUGUAUUGUAGUGUAAUGUAUUGCCCAAUGCUGUUUUUUGUUUAUUGUGAAUUUUGGACCCUUUUGGACUAAGAAUUAUUUAAACUUAUGAACUUGGAGAAUUGGUGAUGGAAUUGGAUAGAGGGGAUGACAGGGAUUGCAGCAAGUAGGAAAAGAAAAGUCAGUUUUUGAGUUUAGAGAAAAAUGGAGAUCAUGUAGAUUUUACCAAAGCAGUAACUGUAGAAGUAUAUUCACCUUUCUCAUUUUGCAGAAUUGAAACUGUACCCCUCAAGCAGCAGUCCUCUUCUCCCUCCUCCAGUGGAAUAGCAUUUUGAUUAAAUAUAACUGGAGAAACAGCUGACUAUCUUAAGAGUUUGUAUUUGCAAGACCUACAGUGAUGGUGAAUAAUCAAGUUUGGGGAAGACAGAAUUUCUUUUCUCCCUCCCAGUCAUCAUCAGUCGUAAUUGAGUAGGUUUUAAAUAUCUGUUAAUUAGAAGGAUUUAUUUCAUUUUGAGUCAGAGGGGAGAAGCACACUUUUUAAACAUUGUAAUUAGGUUAGCUUUGAAUUUAUACUAAAUUGACAAGGUAUUAGAACUUCACAAAUUUUGUGUGCCUUGUUGUUGAAAAUGUCAGUUUUCUUUAAGUCUACUUGUAACUGUUUUCAAGAUGUUUUUUUCCUCUCAAAAAGGAAUCUUAAUUUUAUUUGCUUGAGUAUUAUAAUAGGAAUGCUUACUGACAUUACUUGAUGAAUCAUGUAUAGCCUUGGAACCUUUACAUAGAUGUAAAACUAUAACAGUAUUAAUUACAGUUGUACUUCUUUAAAACACUAAAAUUGAGGAAAAGCUAUUUAAUGCUGUCUCAUGUAUACAUUGCUUUGCUACAACAAGGGGGACAUUUUUUUAGGUUGAGCCUCAGUUUGCUGGUAAGUGGCUGGUAGUGGGUGAAACUAGAGCAUAAAGAUAGGAAGUAGAUAGUAGAACUGGUGAGUUAAAGUGUAAGCUGCUGCAUGGGCACGUUCUGCCUCCUUUUCUGCCAGAGUAUUUUCCAGCGUUUAUUCAUAUUUGUGACUAAGGAGGAGAUGGAAACCUGAGGUUAAAAAUGGAGAUUUUUAUUUUGUUGAGGAAGCAAAGGUGACUUGCCACAUCAGUUUGGUGCCUAAAUCCGUAACUGCAAGUUACAAUUAAUAAUGAAAUGUGUAAGAGAGAUAAUAUUGGUGAAUAUUUUUUUUUCUUGUGCAGUCUAUUUAGUUUUGUUUCAUAAACAUGACUUCUUCCCUCCAAAAAGCAAAGUGGUCUUGUAAUUUUCUAUAGAAUAAACAAAUGUGCCAUUUUGGUCUGAAAUCAAUAAUUUCAGGAAGUUAUUGAAAGUUCUGACUCAGGGCUUUUUAACAGUUUAAGCAAUUGUUAGUUAUAUUUUGGGAAAAUCCAUCUACAUAAUUCUUCAGUGCCUUGAAAGAAUUAUUAACUUGGCAGCACUACUAAAACUUGAUAGAAGGUGGUCUUUGGUGUGCGUUUAUCAUCAUACACACAUUGAUAAGUUGUAUUUCUUAGCUCAUGUAAUAGCGAUACUGUUUGUGUGCUGGGUUUGGGUAAUUCUUUAAAGGAAGUUUUCUUAGAUUUGCACUUGAUCAUUUUUUUUAAUGGAUUAUUUAUGGCCAUGACACUGUUACCAGGAAAGUACUUCUAUGUUAAGUCAUUAUGCCAAGUCCUAUAUCAGUAGCACCUGGGAAGAGGAGCUAGAAUUCAUACCUUUUGCUAUUUUAGCAAAAAAGGAGAAUCUGUUUGGAAAACAGAUUGUCUUCCCCUCAAAUGAAAAGAAGACCUUUUGUUUAAAUGAUUCGGUUAAAAAAACUUUUUUUUAAGAAAAUCAUGAAUUGCAUGACACUCUUUAACGCUGGUCUUACUUAGACUGAAUCCACAGAAUUUUCUGUUCAGUGUACUUGUGUCAUUCUAGAUACAUUAUAUUUAGUGAUAGAAGGCAGUUUAAUUGACUCAUAGCAGUGAUUUGCUUUGUAUUUUUUCCAGUGUUUUUUAGCUUUCAUUUGAUUAAAGUCUUGUUUGUGAAUACAGUUUUUGUAUGGCAAAUGAUUCUCAUUUAUUAGCUUUCUCUUAAAAAGUGCUUAGCAAGAGCUAAGCUUUUAAAAAUAAACACAAACAUUUACCAUUAAUAAAGUGUAUGAUGUAAUAUCAUUA